UGACGCGCCGCCAUUUUGUCUGGCGCGGGCGCGGGCCUCUGAGGUGAGGAGGCACCGGCGGCGCCGCCGACAGGCCGGACGGGGCGGAGGUCUGGCCGGCCGGGAGCCGCGUCGACGUCGUUGCCCGCGAGAGAAAAGCGAGAGAGAAGGCGAGAGGAGGCCGGAGGGAAGCGGACAGGGCCGCUCCUGGGCUCAGCCUGGGCUGCACGGCAGCUGGGCCGGGCUUGGCGGCGCUCCGCCCCGCGGCCUGCCUGCCGCCGCCGCUCCUCCUCCUGCUGCUGCCGCCGCUGCCCUGCGCCGUCGGGGAAAGUCCGCCGCCGCUGAGGGGCCGCCGGAGCCGAGCUGGGAAGGGAACGCUGCCGCCGUCAUGUCGGGCCAAUCGAUCACCGACCGGAUCACGGCGGCGCAGCACAGCGUCACCGGCUCGGCCAUCGCCAAGGCCGUCUGCAAGGCCACCACCCACGAAGUCAUGGGCCCCAAGAAGAAGCACCUCGACUAUUUAAUUCAGUGCACAAAUGAGAUGAAUGUGAAUAUUCCACAAUUAGCAGAUACGCUUUUUGAGAGGACGGCAAACAGUAGCUGGGUAGUAGUGUUCAAAGCUCUAAUUACAACGCACCACCUCAUGAUGUAUGGAAAUGAGCGCUUUAUUCAAUACUUGGCAUCUCGAAAUACAUUAUUUAAUCUCAACAAUUAUCUGGAUAAAAGUGCCAUGCAGGGCUAUGAUAUGUCUACCUUCAUCAGACGAUAUAGCAGAUACUUGAAUGAAAAAGCACUUUCUUAUAGACUUGUAGCCGUUGAUUUCACCAAAAUGAAAAGAGGGAUUGAUGGUGUGAUGAGGACAAUGAAUACUGAAAAACUUUUGAAAACCCUGCCAAUUAUUCAGAAUCAGCUGGAUGCACUUCUUGAUUUUGAUGCAAACCCAAAUGAACUAACCAAUGGAGUAAUCAAUGCUGCCUUCAUGCUCCUCUUUAAAGAUUCCAUUAGGCUUUUUGCAGCCUAUAAUGAGGGGAUCAUUAACCUACUAGAAAAAUAUUUUGAUAUGAAGAAGAACCAGUGCAAAGAAGGUCUGGAUAUUUACAAAAAGUUUUUAGCCAGAAUGACCAAACUAUCAGAAUUCCUCAAAGUGGCAGAGCAAGUUGGAAUUGAUCAGGGUGACAUUCCAGAUCUUACUCAGGCUCCCAGCAGUCUGCUCGAAGCCCUGGAGCAACAUCUGGCUUCUUUGGAAGGAAAGAAGACCAAGGAAGUUUCAGCUGCCAGCAGAGCAAGUACUCUCUCCAGUGCCGUUUCCACCCUGGCCAAUACAGGAAUGUCCUUCAGUAAAAUGGAUGAAAGAGAGAAACAGCAGGCUCUGGAGGAGGAGCAAGCUAGACUGCAGGCUCUGAAGGAACAGCGAUUGAGAGAGAUUUCUGUGGUUUCCAAUUCGACUUCGACUUCUGCUUCUCCAAGCACUUUAUCAGGAAAGAGUGUGAACACCAAUCCUGCCGUUGACCUCUUUGCAGCCCCCGCCCCAACUACCAAUAGCAUGCCCAACCUUUCUACCGAUCUCUUUGAUCUUCAACCUGCAUUUGUUCCUACGGUACAAAGUACUCCAGCCAUAGCAACGUCAGCAAGCAGUGCCUGGGGAGGACAUUUCUCAUCCACAAAUGGUUGUGUUGGGUCUCCACCCCAUCUGGAUGUCUUUGAUAUGAAACCGGUUGAAGAAGCUGUAAAAAGUUCAACUCCUUUUGUGAGCUCCACCUUUGGCUCCAAACAAACAGUGGAACUAUUUAGUGGCUACCCUCUUCAUUCCGCAUCGCAGAAAACAACCUCUUCAACAAUCAAUGUGGACUUCGAUGCUGUAUUUGGUGGAAAAUCGACCAUAAAUGAUUUUGGAACUACAGCAGAUGAUGUAUUACAACCAACAGUAGCUGCACAAAAUCAGAGAGGAAAUGUAAUUGGGCAACAAAGUGGAAGGAUUUUGGCCAAUGACCUUGACUCAUCACUUGCUAAUCUAGUAGGAAAUCUUGGAUUUGGAGGGACACCACCCAAAAAAUCUGAUAUGCAGUGGAAUCAGCCUACAGAGAAGAAACUGACUGGGGGUAACAACUGGCAAGCAAAAACAAGCACCUCAACUACGUGGAAUACUGUUCCUGUACCUCCUGCUCCACAGAUGGUACCUGCUCCAGUAACCUACCCAGUAAAUACACCUCAAGUGCCUGUGUAUGGAAUGGUACCUACUCAGAUUGGAACUGCCCCUAUUAUGACUCCUCAGCCCAUGAUUUAUACCCAGACUGGUCUAAGGCCAAACAAUCCUUUUGCACCUAUCUCUGGAACACAGAUUCAGUUUAUGUAGACCUGCCAAAACAACAAGACUCUUUUGACAAGCAAAUUGGUACAGAGAAGAUGAAACUUUCAGACUGCAGCCUUUGCCAGAGCUCAUACUUGCUCCGCGUAUACUAUAAAAUUACUUUUAAUUGCUGUGCUUUAGAGAUUCUUUUUAUAACAGUCCCUAUGGUCUGAAAUCAUGUGUGGGUUUGGAUGGGGUUAAGACUGUUUUCCACGAGACAUUUAAGUGUUUUGAAGCUAAAGGUCAUCCAGGUUCAAAAAGAAUAUCCUACUUUUUUGUUGCUUUUAGAGACAAGCUUACUUAGGAAUCCUUGGAAGGAUUUGUUUUUUUAAUUUUGAGCCUGUAGUAAGCAAGUGGACAGCCUCAAACUUCUAUUUAUUUUCUCCCUGAAACUCGGUGGCUGAUGUAAUCAUGGGCACUGUAGAGCAAAGUUGAGCAAUAAGCUUUUUAGAUACUCUGAAGGACUACCCAAAACAGUAACUACUCGGACAGGAGUAAAUCCUGCAUUGUGAAAAAAGCUGGUUAUCUUAGGAAACCAAGCUGUUUUUCUUCAUACUAGGCUGGCUUCUUCUGAUUCAUAGGUUUUAUACUGUGAGUUUUCCGAUGCUGUGAAUCAAUUUUAAUUAAACGGGCCAUUAGCAUUAAUUGAAUUGGCCAUGAAUGGAAAACAAAUUAAUUGGCAUCCAAGCGGAGGGAUUGUUUAGCCCAGCUGUAGGGCUACACUUGGGCCAGGGGUGCCGGGGUAGCAUAUUACUGAGCAAUGUGUGAGGUUCUGGUGUGAAUGGCAACAGCUGCAAUACUUUAUACGAGUAGCAUUGUUUCUGGCUCUGGUGAGAGUUGAUUUCUAUCCUGGCUUAAAAAAAAAAAAACACCCAGUAAAUGGUCAGCCAGAAGUUGUAAAUCUGAGAGGUUGCUUGUCCCGAAAAGGGGCAUCACACAUUUUUCAUUGUGCUUCAUCACGUUCCGUGGUGCACUUUAAGAACUGUAAAGGUGGAUUUCUGAAUGGUCCAUCCAUGGCAUAGCCUAGUUUUUGUCAACAAGGGAGACAAGGAAAAGAUGCCCGUAAGAUAACGUUUUUUAAGAGGAAAGAAUUGUAAAUAAUGUGUAAACCUUUAAGGACAGAAUUUCUCCAGAAUUGCAGGAUUUUUUUUGUCGUUGUUUAUCUUUGUAACAUUCAAAAUAUGAAUAUUUACCGCUUAAAGAUAUACAGCUCAAAAUUUCUUUGGUAUUGAGAAUCUCAAACUAUUGUUCCUGAAAAUAUGUGAGAUGUUACUGCGGUUUAGGAGAGCGUAUAUAAUGUGAUGAUACAACUUGAUGGUCCAUAAUUUUCAACUCUCCUCCAAAACUGGUGGUGAUGAUGAUGAUGGUGACGAUAACAAUAAUGAUAGAUUAACUACCAUGGGAAUUGACCCAGCUUGUUCAGCAUGUAUUACCAGGGGGAAUUACAAGAAAUUUGGAUUUAAAAUCCCUUUUUAAAAUCAAAGAAGAGUUCUAAUUAAUGGAAGAGUUGAUUCCUUUAUAUCACUUCUGGUGUUAGGCCCGUUACCACAGCAAUAACAGGACAAAAGAUAUCAAAUGAUACUAGUGUGGUUCUUCUUUCAUAGAAUUUUCCCCUAGAUUUUGGCCACAUAUUCUUAAGAUACGGCAAUCGAACUUGCUCUUUCAAGCAUUUGCCAAAUUGUGGGUUUUGUUCCUAGGCAAAAGGGAUUGACAGCAACUACAAAGAAAAAAAAAACAUUUUUUGCAGAUCAGAAUGUUCAAACUCAGAAAACCAUUUUUUUUCUCUAUACGUGUCUUUUGUGUUUGUUAAUAUUGUGCCAAGAAUGUAAAAAAAAAAAGCCUGCUUCAAAAAGGAUAUACUUGUUUUGUCAAGCUAAACAUGAUUUUUUAAAGGAAAGAAUCAUUUUUUACAUAUGUGUUUGCAAUUUGUAACCACUAACUUUGUAUGGAUUAAAUGUGCAAGUGGAAAAAAAUGUUUUAGACCAAAUCUUCAACAUGUACUGACAAAGACGUAAACUGGAUGCAUGUAAUUAAAUGUGGAAAGUGAAUUUUCAAGGGCUUUUGACUUUAAUGUAUUCUCCAGAUUUGCCCCAAACCAGUAUUUAUUUUGACCCUGUAUAAGCUGGAGCAAUUUAUUUGUGGGAUUUGUUUGAAUUGAUAUUUUCAAGCAUUAAUUUAACUAAUCCUCAUAUAAGAUUGUAUAAACUCGCCUUCCCAUCAAUUUUCACUCUUUCAAUCCAGUUUAGACCAGUACAUGUGUUUUAAAUAACAUGGGUUUUAUAAUUAGAAAUAUUUUAUCACAGACAUUGUGAUCAUGUGAACCAUAAUAUAAGCAGCAAGCUUUUUAACUCCCUGAGAUGAUUGUCUAAUCAUGGAAUUUUAAUGAUGUUUAAUUUAUUAAAUUUACUGGCUGCAAUUUUACAGCAAGGAACAUCUUGCAAUAUCCAUCUCAUCAGUGAGAGAAAGAGAGCAACUCUCCAGAUGAAAGUAUGUUAUCUUAUUGCUUGAUAUAAUAUUAUGUGUACUUACUGAUUUUAUUGUAAUUAUAAUAAUUCAAAAUAAUAACCACAAUGUUCCCAUUGCAACAUAUUGAUGUAUAAAAUUUCUGAUAUUUACAAAUUCUUCCUUCUAUUUCAUGUCCAGCACAGUUCAUAAAAAUGGACUUUAAUUUCUCUGUAGCUUAAGGUACUUGCAGCUCAGCCACGCUGAAUAUGCACAACCUCCUGUGCCUGCAAAACCUUUAACCAGUUCACACACAACCAGUAACAACCUCUUUCUCAGAAGGUACGCAAAAGAUUGUAUUCUCCUUACACCUCUCCACAGUGAUCUUCUAAAUAAACAUGGUGUCCAGUUGGCCCUGUGAAUAGCACCGUCCGUGAGCUGCAGUUGAUAACAUGGUGAUGUGGUUUUUUUUACGCCUUUGAACUGUGCGAUUUCUAUCAGGAUUUCAUCCCAUCUUUAACAGGUUUAAUUUGAGGCUUCUAUUUUUAUCGUAUCCAAGUCCUGGAUAAGAUUAUAUUUUAGCUGAUUUUAGACAGUAUAAGCAAUUUUGCUUUUCUUCUGUCAAGCAGUGGUUUUCGAACCACAUCUGUCCCUCGUUGUGUAUCAGCUGUAAAUAUUAGCUUUGAAAUGGGAAGUAAUCUUUAGUAUGUAGUUCUCUGGGUGAUGUUUAAAUAAUAUUGCUUAGCUACCAGACCUUUAAUUAGACAAGGUGGGAGUUGUCUGUUAUCUCCUGACCAGCCACUGUGUCCUGGAACUGCCUCCUCCCAUUAAACUGACACAAGAGAGGGGAGUGGGAAAAUUGGCAUUAGAGCACCACGGCCUGGGUGGUAGUGCUUAUGACUGCACUGAAGAGCUGACUCUCCAGGACAGGAAUUGCGCUCAAAAAACAGUUUGGCAGAAGUACCCCUGCAUUGAAAAAUUGGAAUCUUCCUGUCUUCCUCAUGGUAGGUGCAGCGUUACAAUUCCUUGCUGCAAGAUUGCAAGAUCUUUAAAAAACAAAACAAAACAGUAGACCUGGGUAAGUGGUCAGUGUUAAUUUUAUUGCAAGUGUUUUUGCACCUGCCGCAGUUGGAAUUUUCUGUCUUCAUGCCAGAAAUUACCAUUGUACAGGCAACUGUACCAUUUUCAACUUCCAGUUGGCUAAAGGUUGUUUACAGUGAUUUUAGUGUUGUUAUAUUUGAAUGGUCUUGACACGUUGGACAGUAAGUGUAUAUGUUGUGCAUACUUAAAAACAGCCCCCUCUCCCUGAUUUUAUAUAUUUAUUUAUAGAUCAAGGUGAACUUCCUAGAAUGUUAUCCAUCAACUGUAUCCCAGCUAAAUCCAGGAACACUCCAAUCUGAGAUUUAAGCACAUGAACUAAGACCGCAACACACCUGAUUUCAAAUGCCUUAGGUUAUCAUUAGGGCUGUACAGAUUUUCAGGAAUAAAUCCCAAUAGGUGCUUUGGUGCACAAAUGCAACACCUGGCUGCAACACUUGAGUUUGCAGGAUUGUGUGGUGGCUCUUGCUCAUGGCCUCAGGAAAACACACUGCUGCUUUAAAGAGGGACCAGGAAGUUCCAUCUUUGUGAUCCUGUGUGCUCCACAGCAAUGAAGUAUAUAAAAAUAAUAAAAUUUAAGGAGAAAAAUCAUGUUCAAAAUUGGCAUUUGCCUAUCCAGUAUUGAACACAUACUUGUAAACAUACUGGUGAUGCUAAAGAAGAUUAAUGUAAUGAAUGUAAUGUUUCACUCAUUAACAUUUUUAUUGCAAAUGUUUCUAGUUCUCAAAUGUUUGCUAUAAGAGAGGGGAUGCUUCCUGUUACAAUGUUCUUUUUAGACCAGUGGUGAAUUUAAGGUUUUUAUUUAAAGAAAAAGGAAAAACCAACCCAAAUUAAGACAAAUGUGCCUGUUUUAUGCCGCCCAUUAUUAUUUACUGGGAAAUCAGUUAAGUCCAGCAGGACGUAUUUGCAAGUAAUCUCAGUCUGAAAUUGGGACAUCCUGGGUUUAGUUGUCAAUACUGCUUUUAUGAUUUGCCAAAAUGAAGACAGUAGAACAAAAUGAACUCCUGCAGAUAUUCAAAGAUGAUGUUUAUCAAAAGAAAAGGAGGUAUCUGUUGCACAUACAUACAUUAAUAAGGCUUUGUAUGUCAAUGUCAUUUCCUGUUUCCCCCCUUACAAUACUAACAGAACAUUGGGUUUUGAGUUUUUUCCCAAAAGAAGCAGGAUUGAUCUGAAGAUGGCCAGAUGCUUGGGUGGGACCUUUGCACAGCCACAGCUCCAUGUUAAGCUGUUAGGCAGAGCUGGGGAUUGUUGUGCUGCUCUCUGGCUUUUAGGAAGUUGAGUGUGAUUCUAGAAAAUGCUGUUGGGCACCCUAGUGUGUUAUUUCAGCACCAUGCUCGGUGACAACAUCUCUCAUAGGCUGGUGGGCAUGUAUGUGGUCAUAGUCUAUCUUAAAAUGACAUCCAGAAAUGAAGUGACCGAAGCCGCUCUCUUUUGCCUUCCCUCUCGUCUCCCUGGGCCAUCUUCUAAAUACCUUCGCCCCCUCCCCAACAGUUGUUCCCUUUGGCAUGUUGGCAUUCCAGUCAGACUGUCCUUCUCAUCCCAUUGCUAGCCCUAAACUGGGGGAAAAGCUAGAUUUUGUCAUACUUGAAAAAGUCUGUUCUGAAUUGAAGGUUCCUCUUUUUAAAUAACACAUUUUACAAAGAACAAUACAUAUUUUUAGUCCUCUGUAUAUAGUAAGGAUAAGUACCAUUUUUUAAGGCAAGACUGGGGGGGGGGGUGUUGAAAUGUUAUCUUUAAAAUUGAAUACAGGGUGUACAGAAUCUGGUUUUAUUUUGCUUUUUUGGUUUGUUUUGCUCUUUUUUCAGGUGUGGUUUGAGAAUUUGUUGGGAUAUCAGCUUUUGAGUAGAAUGCACUGUGGAUCAGUGCUUUUUAUUUGUAAUGAAAGAGAAUCCUUUUCUCCUCAAGUAGUCUACAUUUUGAGGAUAAUGCUGAAAUGCUUUGUGUACUGCUCACUUAUUUCCAUUCUAAAGAUUAUAUUUUUGAGUUAGAGAAACUACAUGUUUUCACUGCAGUUUCUAGAAAAUGUUUAGAAAUAGAAAGGUUGCUUCUGAUUCUGGUGUACUCUGACUUCUUGAUUGUCAGGUACCAAUUGAAAAACGUAUUGUGUCACUCAAUUUUCUCUAUGGCUGUCUGACACUCAUUUUAAAUAUUGUAAUAACUGGUGCAGUCUCUCUUCUCCUUUUGUCCCAGUCUUUCACAGAUGUUUCUGUAGUAUUCUCCAAAACUGGUAAAUCUUUGGAUGUAUUUGUAUUCGUGUAUCCAAUGGUUGUAGGAUUUAGAGCAGGAGGUGGGGAUCUAUGGCCCCUUGAUGACCUGUGGACUUCAACUCCCAGAAUUCCUGAGCCAGUCAUGCAGCAGUUUUGUUACUCUGAUUUAUCCUCCCCCCCAAGUGUUUUGCUAUAAAAGCCGUAGGAAGCUUGUGGUUUAGCUAAGCUUUAAAGCAGACUUUAGGUCAUGGGUAGAAUUGGACUCAGACUGUAGUAAUGGCAUUUGAAUCCUGCUGAAAAAGAUUGUGAUCCCAUUUAAACAGGCAAGAGUGAAGUGAAAGUAGCUCAGCCUUGAUCUAACUCUCCAGGCUGAAUUAGUGGAGCACACACACCCAUCAGCAAGCUUGCAGUGAGGAGCUUUUGAAUAGUCUUCCAAGAUGAUGCUACAGCAUCCUUUACUAUUACUCAGAUUGAUGGGGGCUCCUGUUGAGCAAGAUCUGGAGAUCCCCCAUCUCAGGUGCUCUGUUCACUUGGGAUGGCAGGGGCAAGUUCGGCAUUUGUCGUGUAUCUGGCAGUUGACCUCUGUUUGAGCUUCUCUAUCUAGGUCAAUGUUUCUCAACCGUAGCAAAUUCUGGGAGGACUUCAGCUCCCAGACUUUUCUAGCCAGAGAACUACCUGGGGAGUUCUGGGAGUUGCAGUCCAGACAUCUUAAAGAUUGCCAUGGUUGAGAAACACUUAUGUAGAUGUUUAAUUGGCAGAGUUGGAAGGGCAAAUGAAAUAAUAAAGGUCAGGUUUCUUACUUUCAUUUUUAAACAGUUGUCAGGUAGAAGAGGGUGUGGAUCAAAAUACUGAUAGGCUGUGAGGAGGGAAAGACCUGCCCCACAGGCACUGCUCAAAAGAAGAAAAAUAUGCCAAAAGGUAAAGAUCCCUUGAGUCACUCUUAACUCCUGAAGAUUAAAUAGACGUUUUGGGAUAGCUUUGUGGAAGUGGCAGCCUAAUUUGGAUGUGUUGUAUGUGUAGCUUCCUAUCUAAUGUACAACCUGAUGACUUUUAAUUCUAAUUUCUAAUUAGUAUAUCCAAGGACUGACCCUAAGGAUUUUUUUUAGUUCAGCUAAGCUUGGCUAGGUACUGAUUCUGUUGUGAAACCCCCAAGUUUGCCAAAAGCUUCAAAGUUCCCUGUACAAAUAGCAGUAUUUAGGAAAGCAGCUCUGCCCCUUAAACUCCCCCCCUUCCCCCCUUUAGAAGCACAUAAAAUGCAACUCACAUUUCUCAUGGUGUCUAGUUUGUAGGGCCUUUUUUUGUUGAAGAGCCAGGAAAAAUGAGCUAAGCCAAUCCCACAACUACAGCUGGUGGAGAACCCCUCCUGUGCUUGUCUCGGUGCCAGACAGCCUCCUUGCAAAAGCAGAUUGGCACAGCCAAGGAGAGAGAAUGUUGCCUGUCCGUUCUGUCGGUGAACUUGGUGAGCCAAUGACCCACAUCCAAUAUUAGUGGAAGCAGGAUAAAUUGUGGCGGAAUGUCCGUCUUGUAAUUCUAGCUAACCUGUGAGCCAUUGUUGUUCUUUUUACAACAUGCGUAUCUGCACUACCAGUACAAUUACUUUGGUUGUUACAAACCUGUUCUGGAAAUAAAGAUACUUUAUAAGUAAAUCCUGCAGUUUGAGGUCUCCUUGCUAUCCUACAGCUCUUGCCUAUAGCAAGCCAAUGAUAAUCAGAAAAAAAUGCCCAACUGUUGAAUACAAAGGCAGUAAGUGGAAAACCUUAUAAGAUUUUUGCUUUGGUUCUCCAAAAUGCAUAUUUUUAGAACACAAAGACCAGCAGUAGUUGCCAUAUUACUUGGGUGACAGAUGAUAAAGUUAUUGAAUGUUGUCUGAGUAUCUGUAGCCAAAUAACAAAAUGUUCAAUUAGAAUAAAAUAGAAAUGUGCGGUUAUUCACACCGAUUUCUCUCAUUCAGUAACUGAAAUUAUUGUGAACUUCAUACAGUAGUUCUAGUGAAAACCACUUGAAUCAUUUAGUUGUAAAUUGCAAUUUACCAGGAUUGAUACUUGUAUGUAGAUCUUAUUUGAAGUAAUUGUAAGCCUAAAAUCCAAGUACAAUUAAAAUUCCAAGAUGUUUUUUGUGUCUGUAAGGCACUAUUGAAGGAAUGUAACCUUUGUUUUGAAAAUGCUUAAUGAAUUUCUGCAAAAGUGUUUGUAUUUUUUCAUAUUUGAAAUGUUUUUCUAAGUUGACAUUUUUGUUCAACAUUGAAAUAUAAUUAAGUAUAUUGUAAUUUUCUGUUUGAACUUCUCAAAGUAUUUAUUUUGCCCAGCUCAUGUUAGAUUACAAAAGUGUUGGAAAACACAUCUAGCCAUCAAAACCUUUUUCAGUUUAAGCAAACACCUCCCCCAUUAUUUUUCUGAAAUAUUUUGUUUGCCAUGUUAACACUUCAAAGAUUCUGGCGCUAAUGGGCUUGACAGCAUAUAAAACAAGGAAGUGGUUGAGACUAUUGUAUAGACUCCAUUUUUGUUAAUGAAACAGGUUUUGGAAAAUAAACUUUGGCACAAAG
This is a messenger RNA of Thamnophis elegans (Western terrestrial garter snake), 10615 nucleotides long. RefSeq names its product phosphatidylinositol-binding clathrin assembly protein-like. Gene Ontology annotation, cellular component: clathrin-coated pit; synaptic vesicle; extrinsic component of presynaptic endocytic zone membrane. Gene Ontology annotation, molecular function: phosphatidylinositol-4,5-bisphosphate binding; SNARE binding; 1-phosphatidylinositol binding. Gene Ontology annotation, biological process: synaptic vesicle budding from presynaptic endocytic zone membrane; clathrin-dependent endocytosis; clathrin coat assembly. The coding region runs from base 368 to 2332 and encodes 654 amino acids. NCBI's taxonomy places the organism in Eukaryota, Metazoa, Chordata, Lepidosauria, Squamata, Natricidae. The record is from RefSeq and is a predicted model, not a curated record. The transcript has 20 exons.